CAGCACAGCAUCUUUACUGCCACUUAUUGCCGCACGAAUCCUUCAUCGACCUCCUCUUGGCAAUAUUGAGUAGAUUAAGAUAUCUCUUCGCGUGCUGAUGGAGUGACAACCUGCGCGACUUGACUAUACUACAUCAAGUUGAACCAACAUGAAAACUUUCACGAACAAGAAGACGAGCACGACUGUUAAUAUUCGGAGCGUUGACCACGUCGAGAAGGAGAAGAUGACAAAGCGCCAAAAUUCAUUAAUUUCGUAUGUGAAACACGCCUGCUCUCGUCCACCUGUGGAUGUAGUGGCACUGCUCGGUGCAAGCAACAUAAAAUCUUCGAGAAUACAGACGAGAAUGUCCACAAGAACUACUUCUACUUGUACUACCUGGGGAGAUUCUUCUGUGACGUGAAACUAGUAACUCCGCCGGCCUCGUCGUCUUCCCCGCCGCAAUUACCUAUCUAUUGCUUCAAUUCUUGGAGUUAUCCCCACACCGAGAACGAGGCGGGCCAAGUGCGUGCAACAUCGAGUGACCGCGACCCGCGCAGCACAGUUGCCACGAUGACCGUGCUCUCGGCCGCUGGGCCCGCGAAAGAACCACCCGGCGUGAUGAACCCGGCUUCGCAGGGUGGUGGUGCAACUGCCGCGGGGACCUCCAAACCGCCUGGUGGUACAGGGACUGGCGCAAGUGUCGAGGAAAUCGAACAAACAUUGUCGGAGAUCUUCGACUUUUACGCAACACGGCCGCAUUCCAAAAGUGCUUUGCUCUUUACAUUUGUCAUGCGUGCUACGACGUGGUCGAGAAGAGCAUGGAUUAGGAUUUGUCCUUCAUAAUAUUGGUAGCGCAGCAGAAUGCAUAGACUGCAACUUGUCGUGCUGCUAGGUCUGCGACAGUGACGAGGAAGAUCAUGCACAUGAUAAUUUUUCAACACAUCGUCCGCAUUAACAAACCACUGCACCUUCAGGUACCGGCUCCUCUGUCCUAAAGUCUGCCAAAUUCAUGAAGAUGUGUCUGGACGCCGACCUGGUGGACGACAUGCAAAGCACCCAGGCUUCCGACCCACACGCGCGGUCGAAGCUGUUGACGUCUGCACGGUAUCCUGUGCAAAAGUGUCGUACUCGUAUUUUUGCAGUCAAGCUCAUUACAAAUCUUUUUCUCGAGGUAAAUCACCGUAUACAAAUUUCAUUUCUCAUGCUGAGAAAAUUUGUAAUGCAAUUCAUACUAGUACGAUAUUACUUUUGCAAUGCAUACGCGGGUCGACUUGAUUUUCAAAAAGUUGUGCGGGAACCGAACGACCAUGACUUUUGAGCAGUUCAUGAACGCUUGCGUCCAAAUCGCGCUCACCAAAUACCCGCACGUCAGCAAAGCCUACGAAGCCUUGUCAAUUCUGUACGAGGAUAUGCAUUGCAAACCAAGUACUCGUGCUAAAGAUUGCAGACAAAGACAUGCAUUAGUGAUAUUAUAAAAUGUAAAUCAGCAUGACAAAUUCCAGUUGUAAUGCUGAGAUACAAUUGCAAUUCCUGCUAGGUCGACGAGUAUACUUUAUUUGCACUCUAUAGAGGAGCACUUUUCGAAAUUUCUCAACCCGCACGCGGAGCUCCUUGGCGUGUUCCUAGGCGGGCAACAGGACCACGCGGGCAUUGGGGAGGAGUCUUUUUUCGAAGCCAUCGCACCGGUCAAGGAGGCCGUGCUGACGCUCUAUCAAGGGUAUAAUUUCAUUUUCACGUUUUUCUGAAACCACUCAACGCAUCUACUUUCUUACUUUCUAUCUCUAAUUCUACGUAUGCAGCUUGCACCGAUUCGUUUGGAUGAUAUUUUGUUGCAUGACAGUCGCCCUUUGGUUUUGCAGGUGCUGUUGAAGCAGAAAUUCAUUCUCAUGCGGGCUCUACAACAACUACAUGAAAGCAGGAUUACGAUUAGCAACGCCAAUCUCGAAUCAAAGGUACUUCUGCCAGGAGCUUAAUCCGCAUUUUCAGCAGCAAACGGCAAGCCUCUAUGCUGCGCAAAAGCAUCGUACGAGUAUGAAUCGCAUGACAAAUUUCCUCAGCAUGAGAAAGAAAAUUUGUAGUGCGGAUUUAACCUAAGAAAGAAAUUUGUAAUGCAUGAAUGCGAUUAGUACGAGCACGAUACUUUUGCGCAGGAUAGCCUCGAAUCGCAGUCGAUGAAGGCCUUUCUCGCAUGUCUGCACGACUUCGAGAUCGCUCCGAAUUUGGUUCCGAAACCGAUCUGCUUAUCGGUUUUCCGGGAGGUACUACUAGAUGGCAAAACAGUUUUCAUCUACGGAGGCUGUGGAGUUUGAGUUUGUCAUGCAUGCAUGAACUUCGAGGGGAAGAUGUGGUGCAAUAGGGGUUUCAUACAGUAGACUUGAAGUUCUAGGGGUUUCAUACAGUAGACUUGGAAUUUGUCAUGCGGAAAGAUAUUAAAGCCCAAAUCAUACUUAAUUGACCACGACAGGUCCUGAAAGCGAAAAUUCCGGAAGAGUUUUUCGCUCAGUUUUUGAAGACCUCGGAGCUCACGGAGGAAGAACUGCAAAGCAAACCGAUUUUGACACCUGAGGAGCUCUCUCUGAAGGGCCGGCUGUUCACCAUCGGACACUUUGUGAUUGGACUCUAUUUGGUCGGAAAAAAACUCCGAAACGACCCGGCUGGGCUUUUGCAGCAACCGUCUCCGGCAGUGGUGAUAACCGAAUUGCUGGAGAGGAUGGACGUGUCAACGCCAGGAAAAAUCAUCUUCACUGCGGAGCGUAUUGAUCAAUGUCGAUGUCGUUUAGUUUUCUUGUGCAUGAUUGAUCGCAUUUGCUAGUUAUUGUUUGCGUGGCCCGCAUGAUGACAUCAGCCUGCCAGGGCAUAUAACUGAAAUAAUCCUACAACUACAUGACAAACUGGUGAUCUCCCCUCAUCUCUCAUUUCAGGCGCCCGGUCCCUCCCUCUCUCCAGUGCUUUCAACGCGCCAGGGAAAGUUCCGUUUUCGUUCUUCCCCGAACCCAGGCCGCAAUCAACAUCUUCUCAUAGUACCGGACAAACCGGCGCACCAGCUUCGUCAUCUUCAUCUAGUCAACAAAACUACAAAAAACCGACAUCCCAGCACCUGCAACAAAUCGGCGGCAGUUCGUCUUCCAGUAGCAGCGCGACGAGGCCUAUCCAGGAAAAAACACCCAUCCCCAUCCAUGUUUUGCAUGACAAGCACUAGAUUUUAUGCCUGUUUUGCAUGACGAAUUGGAUGGGGAUGGGUGUUUUUUUGUGGAUAAGGGCCAGGGCCGGGAGCACGCGAAGCCCAACCACGGGGAUCAUGAAGAAUGGUUUGUCUAACAACUUCGCUAACCGGAUUAAUAAUUCUGGGUCUUCCGCCGGGAGAAGAAAUUUUUCGAAAUUUCUCAUUCCGGACGACGUCGGGGUUUUCCUCCAACAGCAACUAAAACUGAAAGAAGACGACGAUGGAUCGGUUCUUUCCGGCGAGGAGAUUGACCACCUGCUCCAGCAGCUCUUCCUUUACUACAGCUCGCUCGGAGACCCUCUGAACCGAAAUAGCAUGAGCUCCAUGAAGUUUAACCGGUUCCUCCGCGACGCGGGUUUACUCCCUAGGGAUUGCAAAUAUUUCUGGGUCUGGAUAAGUGGAACUUGUAAUGCUGUCCGCGGAUUCUAAGAAUAUCUGUGUUGCAUAAGCAGCAAGAGGAGUCAGCUCUUGGCACGCGGAAAGGGCAUUUCUCAUGCGUAAUUAGCAUCAAGAAGCUCUCAAAAAAUCUGUGAUGCUAGCAACAGCAUCACAGACCUCACGGGUCAUGCAAAAUGCGCAUGACAAACCCCGACUCUUCCAGACCUAGACAUUUUUGCAAUCCAUACUCCCCGCGGAAUUGCCGAAGGGCGCUCUGUCUUUUGACCAGAAAUCGCUGCAGGUAAAAUCAAAGCUGUACAGCAACUACGCGCAAUUACACGACGCCGGGGACUACCACGGGAGCGGAAAAUGCACCAGGACCGCGAAUCUGGAACGGUUGGUGGAAAACAGCGAUUUCGUGUUGAAUCAAGUGGAUGUGGAUUUGAUCUUUCUGCAGGCAACAAAUUACGAGAGGAAAAAACAGCAUUCCUCCGGGCACCAAGUACGACACUUGCUGACCGUAAAAAGCUGGCGCAGGGCGGUCGCGGACAUUGCAGUGAGACGGUACCUGGAAUUGUUCGGCGUGGGGGUGGAACGGCUCAUGCAGGAACAGCCGGAGGCGGUGAUAUUUGCAAGUAUACUUUUUUACACAAUCUUUGACUACUUUCGAGCUUUGCUGGACAAUCUCGUCGGAGUGAACUAGCUACAACACAACUCUCCUGCUAUUGACUUUGAAUGAAACAAAAACUUAAUAGCCGCCAUCACCUCCUUUGCGGAGGCCAUUCUGCAGCCGCUUUGCAACGCACUAGAUUUUCAGUCCCACGUCGACGUUUCGAACUUUGCGGUGGAGAUGGGUAGAAAGGAGAUGGUGGAGUUAUUCCAUUCGCCAAAUAUCAGUGACGGAAUUUCCAAAAUUUUCGCCUAUUACGUAUGCAUUGCAAAACUCUAGUAUCUUGGUCGUUAUCGCAAUACAAAUACUAGCGCUUAGCAUGACAACAUCAAAUGGAAUCUGUCAUGCAAAUUUUUUAGGUCGGGAAGGCGAUUUGUCGUGCAUGGUUGCGAUAAUUUAUUACAACUACAACUACGGUGCACAGCUUUUGCAAUGGAUACCAUGCUGACCAAACCUACACAACAUCUGCGGCGAACGCAAACUCCGCAAUGAUGAACUUGAAUUCCCUUCGCUGGACUGUCAACAGCUUUCUAAAGUAUAAAAUUCCAAGUUGGAUAAUUUUGAUUUUUUAGUUCAGUGAAUUUCAUCAAUUUUUUCCCAUGUAAGUUUCUCUUUCUUCUCGAUUGAGUGAUCUGCUGGUACCAAACUGUCAUGCAAUAGAUCCUAAUGUUGUACUGUACAGUACUAAAAAUAUGAGCAGAAGACAACUUCUCAAAAGCAAAAGUACACCCAUACAAUCAUGUACCACUUUUUGAAAUAGGUUUUGUGCCGACUUUGAGAUCCAGGAGGAGCUAUCGCACCUUCCUAUCCAUAAACAAACACCCAUCCCCAUCCAAUUUGUCAUGCAAAAUAUGCGUCAGAGCCAUUGUCUGCCAUGCAAAAACUUGAUGGGGAUGGUUUUUUUUUGUGGAUACUUCCCCUCCAGAGGAUCUUCCAGGAUUGCGCACAGGUGGAAUUUAUGCAUUGGAAACAUGUAGUGUUUGGGUCUGGAUCAUUGCAAGAGCUGCAAGACUUGGAAUGCCGGAACGCAUGUUGCGCAACGGUGCUGCUCGUCUGUGCUGUGCUGCAAUGAAAAUGCGGCUUUGCAUGCACAGAUCGCAGUAGAUAGCCGCUUUUAGAAAAGCAAAAUUGUCAUGCGCUUUCUGCGUACGGGCUCGUCAGAUGCACAACACAGUACGGUGACAACUAAGUACUUUGCAUUUGCUCCAGAAUUACGCCAGAUAUGUUUGCAAUGCAUAGAACUGGUGGAAAAACGAACAGCGAAUACUCUUCCGACUUCCAAAGCGGAAAAGGCGUCGGGGGACCAGUUAACGCGAUUGGGGUUUCAACUCUCCUUGGUUCUGCUUGCCGUCAAGCUCAACAAAGCCGACUCCUCUCUACCGUCCCUGCAAGACCAGGUGAUCGCGCUGUUACACAAACUCAACCACGCUCAGGGCGGGAUGAAGGUAUACUCCUAAAAUCAUACUUGGGUAGUUAUUUGGGCAGUUUGUGUUGCAUGAAUCUGGAGGUUUAGCAUUUCGAUUUCCACUAAAGCUAACAGUCCGUAAUUCGCAUGACACCACCUUGGGAUAUUCUUAUUUACGUCGAGGUGCAUGAACUAAAAAUCAGGACCGUCCCUCCGUCGCCAGCUUAACCCGCAAAGGGAUGCUGUUCACCAACUUACCGCCGCUUAUGCAAAGCAAAUAUGUCUGGGUCUGGAAGGUUGAAACUUGCCAUGCUAACUCUGAAUCAUGCAAAAAUCUGUGUUGCAUGAGUGCCAACACCUGCCUCCUUGUGAGCCAGUUCGUUGGGCGGGAGUUUCUCAUGCAGGAUAGGCACGACAGAGACAUCGCAGAGUCUGUCAUGCUAGGUUCGCAUUCCAGGCCUCAUUGGUCAUGGGAAACCUGCAUGAGAAGUUGACAGGCCUCCAGACCCGCCAGACAUAUUUGCAUUUGAUACCGCUCGGGACGUUACAACUGGAUAAUUUCCGGAGGAGUUUUGAUUCCACUUCCGUGGAGAAUGUGAAUUGGAAUUCUGUGAAAUAUAUGGAUUGCAAAUAUGCCUCGGUCUGGAAGAGUGGAACUUGUAAUGCUGUCUGCGGAUUCUUAAGAUAUCUGUGUUGUAUGAGCAGCAAGAGGAGUCAGCUUUUGGCACGCGGAGAGGGCAUUUUUUCUCAUGGGUCAUUAGCAUCAAGCAACUCUCAAAAAAUCUGUGAUGCUAGCACCAGCAUCACACACCUCACGGGUUAUGCAAAAUGUGCAUGACAAGCCCCGACUCUUCCAGACCCAGACAUAUUUGCAAUCCAUAAAAUCCGAAGAGAUGUUUCUCCGGAACUCCUUCAAUACCGUAGCUGGGACGACGAGCUCAUCUUCUAUGGGUGGCGGUGGCAGUACGGCACCGAAGCUGUUAACGGAGAGGUUUUUCAGGACGCUACGGACUUGAGAGGAAGAGGGUGUUGUAGCAGGGGGAGGAGUUUCUUCAGUUUUACUCGGCUAGUUUGGAGUAGAGCUACAACUGUGCUGGCUUGUUAAUACACUUCAUGUAGUCAGCACCCACGCAAAUCUAAGGAAAAAAACGACAUAGACAAUAGAGCUUUCGCAUCUCAUCCACCAGGGACAACUCGCCGAUAAUCAUUUAUUCCACAGCUAUACCAAAACGAGGCUUGUUUCGUGCUUUCAAGAAAAUUUUAUACUCGUGUCGAACAAAAUAUCACCGUGUCGGUUAGCCGUAAGGCAGCAGCUAAGACAGAUUCACAGCAAAUUCAAAUAUACGAUAUACGCUUUCGAUCGCCGAAGAGUCCUUACACAGAUAUUACCACAUCCACAUUUUUACUGCAAGAGUCGCACAUCACAAUCACUGUAGCAAAACUACUAUAAAGCGCAUCAGACUUCACUCACAAGACGAAAGUUUCAUUCGGAUCGAUAGGUGACAAGGUAGUUGUCGUAUUGUAAAAACGCCUUUAGGUAGUUGUACUGCCGAGAUGAUGCACUCUGAAAUUCAUCUCGGACUACGACGAUGCAACAAAUGAACUUGAUGCUACAUCAAAUUAUAGUCGCACACAUCCUACCCUGUUAGAAUGAACGCAAAUGUAUCAACUGUGACGCUGCUGUAAGUGCCUCUUUCUACCAUUUCAAAAAUGUCUUUUUAACUCUGCUCUGUCGGUUCACAACUCGUCUCCUGAGUCUGCUUUUUUGGAAUAUGAGAAAACUGCACCUGAAAGUGGAAAUGGAAAUCAGAAAAGCGAAAGGUAUGAAAAAAGCGGCUGCAGAGUAUGCCCGUUGUGUGGGCCGCGGCAUUUUAAUGAUAGUAGAUGACGCACACACCGUCGUCAGCCGGGACGAUCAUUCACGGACGUGCUCACGCCCUUCUGAAGCUGAACAUAAC
This is a messenger RNA of Amoebophrya sp. A120, 7613 nucleotides long. NCBI's taxonomy places the organism in Eukaryota, Dinophyceae, Syndiniales, Amoebophryaceae. The record is from the annotation of a GenBank genome assembly.